UCCCCACGGCUGCCUGGCCAAAACCAAAUCGAGGGGUGGGGCUUGCGCAGGUCCAACAUGUGCUACCUCGGGAUGUAGUGUAACAAGGGGGCUGGGGUGGGCAGAGUGGGCCUGUGAGCGGCCCGCAUCCCCCAGCUCCCCCCCGCAGCCGGCUCCACAAUGGUCCGCUCCGGUUGCCGGCUGCGGAUUCGGGUUCCGGAUGGAAGGAAGGCUGCGAGGUCUCCGCUGCUUGUUGUGGCCGGGGUUACUGCGGCGACCGCCAGAGCAGCCUUGGCGCUAUGGAGGAGCCAGGGGCUACCCCUCAGCGGUACUUGGGGCUGGUCCUGGGGGAGCUACGCAGGGUUGCGGCAGCGCUGCCUGAAAGUAUGAGACUGGAUUCGAAUCCUCAUGGUUUUCCAUGUGAAUUGGUGAUAUGUGCAGCUGUUGCUGCAUUUUUUGCUGUUCUCCUUUUUCUGUGGAGAAGUUUUAGAUCGGUUAGGAGUCAGCUUUAUGUGGGAAGAGAGAAAAAGCUUGCUAUAAUGCUUUCUGGACUAAUUGAAGAAAAAUGUAGACUACUUGAAAAAUUUAGCCUUGUUCAAAAAGAGUAUGAAGACUAUGAAGUAGCGUCAUCUUUAGAGGACGCCAGCUUUGAGAAGGCGGCAGCAGAAGCACGAAGUUUGGAGGCAACCUGUGAAAAGCUGAACAGGUCCAGUUCUGAACUUGAGCAUGAAAUCCUCUGCCUAGAAAAAGAGUUAAAAGAAGAGAAAUCUAAACAUUCUCAACAAAAUGAAUUGAUGGAGGAUAUUUCAAAAAGGAUACAGCCUCUAGCAGAUAAGUCAAAAUCCCUCAAAUCACAAGUAGCUGAAGCCAAAAUGAUCUUCAAGGGAUUUCAAAUGACUGAAAAACAACUGAAGAUAGCAAUAAAAGAUGCUUUGAAUGAAAAUUCUCAACUUCAGGAAAGCCAGAAACAGCUUUUCCAAGAAGCUGAAGUAUGGAACGAACAAGUGAGUGAACUUAAUAAACAGAAAAUAACAUGUGAAGACUCCAAAGUACAUGCAGAACAAGUUCUAAAUGAUAAAGCAAAUCGCAUCAAGACUCUGACUGAACGCUUGCUAAAGAUGAAAGAUUGGGCUGCUAGGCUUAGAGAAGACGUAACGGAUGAUGAUAACUUAGAAUUAGAAGUGAACAGUGAAUCAGAAGAUGGUGCUUACUUAGAUGAUCCUCCAAAAGGAGCUUUGAAGAAACUGAUUCAUGCUGCUAAGUUAAAUGCUUCUUUAAAAACCUUAGAAGGAGAAAGAAACCAAAUUUACAUCCAGCUAUCUGAAAUUGAUAAAACAAAGGAAGAGCUUACAGAGCAUAUUAAAAAUCUUCAGACUGAACAAGCAUCUUUGCAGUCAGAAAACACACAUUUUGAAAGUGAGAAUCAGAAGCUUCAACAGAAACUUAAAGUAAUGACUGAAUCAUAUCAAGAAAAUGAAAUGAAACUCUACAGGAAAUUAACAGUAGAGGAAAAUAACCAGUUAGAGAAAGAAGAGAAACUUUCUAAGGUAGACAAAAAGAUCAGCCAUGCCACUAAAGAGCUAGAGACCUACAGACAGCAAGCCAAAGAUCUUGAAGAAGAAUUGGAGAUAACUAUUCAUUAUUAUCAACAGCAGGUUAUUUCCCAUGGGAAAAAAGCACAUCAUAAUUGGUUGGCAGCUUGGACUGCUGAAAGAAACCUCAAUGAUUUAAGGAAAGAAAAUGCUCACAACAGACAAAAAUUAACUGAAACAGAGUUUAAAUUUGAACUUUUAGAAAAAGGUCCUUAUGUACUUGAUGUUCCAAAUACAGCAUUUGGAAGAGGCUCAAGAGGCCCAGGGAAUCCUCUGGACCAUCAGAUUACCAAGGAAAGAGGAGAAUCAAGCUGUGAGAGGUUAACCGAUCCUCACAGGUCUCCUUCUGACACUGGGUCCCUGUCACCUCCGAGGGAACAGGACCAUAGGAUGAUGUUUCCCCCACCAGGGCAAUCAUAUCUUGAUUCAGCUCUUCCUCCACAAAGGCAAGACAGAUUUUAUUCUAACUCUGGUAGACUGUCUGGAGCAGCAGAACUCAGAAGUUUUAAUAUGCCUCCUUUGGAUAAAAUGGAUGGGUCAAUGCCUUCAGAAAUGGAAUCCAGUAGAAAUGACACCAAAGAUGAUCUUGGUAAUUUAAAUAUGCCUGAUUCAUCUCUUCCUGCUGAAAAUGAAGCAACUGGUCCUGGCUUUGUUCCUCCACCUCUUGCCCCAAUCAGAGGCCCAUUGUUUCCGGUGGAUACAAGGGGCCUGUUCAUGAGAAGAGGACCUCCUUUCCCCCCACCUCCUCCAGGAACCAGGUUUGGAGCUUCUUGA
This is a messenger RNA of Nomascus leucogenys (northern white-cheeked gibbon), 2345 nucleotides long. Its product is annotated as melanoma inhibitory activity protein 2-like. NCBI's taxonomy places the organism in Eukaryota, Metazoa, Chordata, Mammalia, Primates, Hylobatidae. The record is from RefSeq and is a predicted model, not a curated record. Gene Ontology annotation, cellular component: endoplasmic reticulum exit site; endoplasmic reticulum membrane. The coding region runs from base 279 to 2345 and encodes 688 amino acids. The transcript is spliced from 2 exons. Gene Ontology annotation, biological process: vesicle cargo loading; endoplasmic reticulum to Golgi vesicle-mediated transport; protein secretion.